Pseudopipra pipra is the source of this 3891-nucleotide messenger RNA. It is a transcript of the gene CENPH, whose product is annotated as centromere protein H. The coding region runs from base 2187 to 3071 and encodes 294 amino acids. NCBI's taxonomy places the organism in Eukaryota, Metazoa, Chordata, Aves, Passeriformes, Pipridae. The transcript is spliced from 11 exons. The record is from RefSeq and is a predicted model, not a curated record. Gene Ontology annotation, biological process: kinetochore assembly; chromosome segregation; mitotic spindle organization. Gene Ontology annotation, cellular component: nucleus; kinetochore. Gene Ontology annotation, molecular function: kinetochore binding.
UUUGAAUGAAAAAAAAAUACAUGUUUAUUGUGGGGAGUGAAAAUCAGGGAGCCAUUUGUUUUGCACACUGUGUUAUAUAAUAGAAGACUACAGUUUUUUUAUUAUGUCUCAGCAUACAAAUUUGAUUUCUAAACUUAAUGCACCAGAGCAAAUACAUGUUACCAUGUUACAUUUGUAUCAAAUUAUUUUUUAAGAAGAGAAACCCACAGGUUAACAGUGAGAAAUUGGGAGGGGCAAAAAAACGAAGACACUUUUCUCUUUCCCGAGAAGACUCAGAAUCAUAACUCAAACCACUCUGUGAAAUAAAUCUUUUGUACUUUUUUGUAUGAAUAACUGGAAAUGCAACAGUUUGAAGUGUAAAAGCAUCCUAGCACUCAGCUAAACUUUGCCUCUUCAAGAUACAUUAUUUUUACUUAAUUGUUUUAGUAAUACCACAACACAGCUGCAGAUGUACUGUAGCCAGCUAUACUUUUGUGUAUUACCCAAGGAUGCAGUCCAGGUUUAGAAUACCAAAUUGUGACAGUAGUCUGGGACCUGGCAAGUUGCUGAAAUGGACAGUAAAUUGUGAUUUCUUAACUCGUAGGUGAAAGAGUGUGUUUCAGAAAAUUUUGUGCAUGCUGUUGUCUUAAUACUGUGAAGAAAACAAAUCCGUGUCUUUAGUGAAUGCCUGCCACCAGGUUAAUAACAUACAUCUUGAGAGGUAGUUAUCCUUACAUUUGUUCACAGGCUUCCUGUGCCCCCUUUUUUGCUUGUCUGCAGCCUUUAAAUAUUUUCCUUGGAAUUUAACAAAUCAAGAAUGUUAGCAAGAGUGAGUACGUCUUUCAUCAUCCCAUGUAUCACAGCGGUAUUAUUUUGUCAUAUUGUUUUCUCAUUUAUGGUAUUCAGUGAUUCCUAAGUACCGUUAUAGUAAGAACAGACUUGAUGUUAGUGGGAGGAUAGAGUGUUAUAGGAAUUAUAUAAGAAGAUCAGAUUUACCAGGAAUGCAGUUUGAAAUGCCCUUCAGCCUUUCGGCUUUUCUUGUGACUGGACUGUUUGAAUUGUCCUUGAGCAAUUCUGCUUCUCUUGCGACUGGAACUUUUUAUACAAACUGAGUGGUUUGUUUUGUCACUCUUAAGUGAGUUUAUUCCUCCUGUGAUGUGUUAAAAUGCCAUCUGCAGUACAAGACUGACUUGAAAAAUUGUGGUCAGAAAGUUUCUAGAAGUUGCAAUUGCAUUUGUGUUGAAUAAUGAAGAAUGUGUGCAUAAAUCACAACUUCUCAUAUCUCAGGACAGUGCUGCAGAGCCAGCAGCCUUCUCAAAGCUGGAUCCUGUUUUUUGUCCGUGUACGCAUUUUGCAGUGUUUUUUUCACCUUGUCUCCUUCAGAAGGCUUGUCACUUGAAUAGCAGUGCUACAAUUAUGCUCAGCCUGUAAGUAGAGUGGAUCUUUUGGUUUUGAAAACCAUUCUCAAACAAAAAGCUUCAGUUAAUAUUUACAUGUGCCACUCCUAUUUUGAGGUGAUUGUACUAGAUUUUACAGUAUCUCACCAAACCUUAUUGUCACAGGUAGGUGAAAAGUGGAAGGGGGGGUGUGAUUGUGUCUUUUCAAAUCAUUAGGUUGACAUAACUGAAAAGCGUUUGUGCUUGCCACAGCUUCCUCUGAGCAAAUGCCAGUUUCCUACUUCAGCUGCUAGCAGCAGAACCCAAAACAAAUCAGGUGUCUGGGACCACGAUCAUGGUAGUGAAGAUGAGCUCAUACCUGGAUAAUUCACAGGCAAGUCACUUGUACGCAGAGAGUUGCAACAAAACGCUUUGAACAAUUAAGUUUAAAGGAAAUUCCUGCAGCAGACAGUAUAUGUGUACGUAACGGGGAAGAAGUUAAUGUUUUUCAGUAAUAUUUUAUUUACUGCAUCUUGACUUUUCUGGUUACAAAAGCACUCGAGACGGAAGGACGGCAGGGAAGUGGGGCGGUGUCCGCACUGAUGGCCCGACCCGCCCGCCGUCAGGGCAGCGCCGUGGGCGGGGCCGCGGCGGCCAAUGAAUGGCGGCCGUGGGAGUUUUUAAUUGCGAGGCCGUCACGCCAAGCUUCAUCCAUCGGAUCCCAUUGGAGCUCCGUCUCUUCUCCUGCCGUUCGUCUUCCCGAUCCUGCCGGGGCUCUGCCUGUCUCUCUGGUCCCGCUGAGCCCCGUCCGUGCGGUCCCUCUGCUCCGCCAUGGCCACAAGGGCCACCCGGGUGGACUCCAAACAAGACAUUCUUGCCAAGUACCUGAUGGAGUUGUGCAUUGGAUGGAGUUGUGCAUAUGAUAUGGAUCACUUCCCUCCAUCCAGGAUUGCAGCAGCUGUUUUCUAUUUGCUUCUGAAACUCCUCAAUGGAUGCGAGUUGUUACUGUUUCUGCAGCGCUACAUGUUUUACACUGAGGGUGACCUUCUACCAAUUAUGCAGCAUAUGGCAAAGAAUGUAGUCCUUGUAAAUAAGGAUGUUGCCACCAGAAGCCUGCGGGACCAGAUGAAGCAGCUGCUCAUGGAGUACAGCGCGGCCGUUCGUGGCGGUGAAACAACUUUCCUCGAUCACGUUGUUGAGGAAAACCAUAUUCAAGGUGUCACAGAAGAUUUGCAAACAAAUAAAGAGGAAAUAGAAGUCUCUUUCUGGAACAAGACAUUGGCCUUGCAAAGGAUCCAGCUUAUGGCUGCCCUAAGAAACAAAAUGAAUCAAGAUGAUAAAGACUCAUGUCUGAUCCUGGAAACAGUGAAUCGCAUAGUGUUGCUCAGCCGGACAAUAAUCAAAUAUCAGCAGCUAGCACAUGAGAAGAAACAGAAGUUGAUUGACAUUAAAAGGAAAAGACUCUCACUAAAAAAAGACCAAAGAAGAAAACUACAGCAAAUUCAGACUAUGAAGAAAAAACAAAAGAAGGAAAAAGGAAAUAAGAACCUGGACGAAGCAAAGAUCCUUCAGAACUUAGAAAAAGAAAGAUUGAUGACUACAGUAAUUCAAAAUGUGUUUCAGAAUAUCAUAAUUGGAAGCGGAGUUAACUGGGCAGAAGAUCCGUCUUUAAAGGCGAUUGUUCUACAGCUUGAAAAAAAUGUCCAUGUUCCAUGAAUCAGAAGAAAUGGUGUUUAAUUUUAUUUGCAUUUUAAUAUAUUAAUUAAUAUUUUAAACAUAUAUAAUUUUUAACACACAUCAAUAAUUUUUCAGUUUAACCUUUCAGAAAGUUGUUUUUCUCUCUAGAGACUCAUAAUGUGUCCACGCAACUCUGUGAAGUGAAAUUAAAUUUCUGACACAGAACAAAUGUUUGAAUGGGUAAUGCAACUGAUGAAGUGAAACUACCUGAAGAGCCACUUCAUAGCUGUCCUGUCCAAAAACCUCAUCUCUCUCUGAAAGACAGCAGUAAUGUAAGAAAGAUGAAUAAUCUGUGUAUUUCAAGCUUUUACAUAAAAGUGGACUUAAACCAAGGCUCUGCUGUCCUCUUUUCCUGGGGACGAGCAGGCUGCAGAGCUCGGACAUGGUACUUGACUCUGCUCUGUCCCAGUGGAAAGCCCAAGAUGGAAAUACUUUUUAGCAAGUUUUUACAAUUGGGAUUUUUUUGCUAUUAAAGCACUUCAUAUAAUUUGAAACAGCAGAAUUUUUAUACUCUUAGUUCUUCUAACAGCCACUUGUGUCUGAAGUGGUGACUUCAUGCUAUCGACCGUGCAGCUAAGCAGUGUUUUAUCUACGUAUUUUCACCAGCAUUUGCUUUCUUUUUUUGUUUAUAUGAUGUUCAAAUGAAAUUGAAGCUUAGGGUGUAUAGCAUGUUUCGAGACAUGUCCUGUCUCUUUCUAUCUUAGGCUAUAUUGUCAUUUUUAACUUGGAUUUUAACUAGCAAUUUUUUUUGGUGGGCUUUGAUCGAAUAAUAAAAAUAAACCGCUGAUUUUACUCAAAA